CUCUCACUUUUAAAGCUGCCCCUCCUUCAUCAUCCUUCUCAACAACAACACUCCACCAACAACCCUUUCUUCACACAUAACCAAAUCCAUCAAAAUGUCGAACCCCCGUGUCUUUUUCGAUAUCACCAUUGGCGGCGCGCCUGCUGGCAGAGUCGUCAUGGAGCUUUUCGCCGACCAGGUCCCCAAGACCGCUGAGAACUUCCGCGCUCUCUGCACUGGCGAGAAGGGCACCGGCCGCUCCGGCAAGCCCCUCCACUACAAGGGCUCCAGCUUCCACCGCGUCAUCCCCCAGUUCAUGCUUCAGGGUGGUGACUUCACCCGCGGCAACGGCACCGGUGGUGAGAGCAUCUACGGCGAGAAGUUCGAGGAUGAGAACUUCAACCUGAGGCACACUGGCCCUGGUAUCCUCUCCAUGGCCAACGCUGGCCCUGGUACCAACGGAUCCCAGUUCUUCAUCUGCACCGUCAAGACCUCGUGGUUGGACGGCAAGCACGUUGUGUUCGGACAGGUCGUCGAGGGCUUGGACGUUGUCCAGGCCGUCGAGCGUGUCGGUUCCUCCAGCGGCUCGACCUCGAAGACUGUCACCAUCGCCAACUCUGGCCAGCUAUAAAUGCGAGUCACAGCUGCCAUGAAGGCGCGUGGCGAGGCGCAUGGUCAACGAUUAUGAUUCAAUGACAAUAAAAGUCUUGGGAAGGAGAGUAGGAUUAUACGUAUUACAGGCCGGUCAUAGUACUUUUGAUUAGGGAAAUGAUUGAUCA
Messenger RNA from Cucurbitaria berberidis CBS 394.84, 758 nucleotides. Its product is annotated as peptidyl-prolyl cis-trans isomeras-like protein. Gene Ontology annotation, molecular function: peptidyl-prolyl cis-trans isomerase activity. Gene Ontology annotation, biological process: protein peptidyl-prolyl isomerization; protein folding. The record is from RefSeq and is a predicted model, not a curated record. NCBI's taxonomy places the organism in Eukaryota, Fungi, Ascomycota, Dothideomycetes, Pleosporales, Cucurbitariaceae. Gene Ontology annotation, cellular component: intracellular membrane-bounded organelle. The transcript is spliced from 5 exons. Bases 95 to 610 code for a protein of 171 amino acids.